GUGCGCGUGCUCAGGCCGGGCCAGGUGAUGUGCCGCAGGAUGGUGUGCGACUGCGACAACCCCGGCGCCGACCUCUUCUGCUGUCCCGAUGUGCGACCCGCGGCGCAGCAGUCAGUGCCUGCACCAGAACGGCGUGCUCACCUACGGCAGCGGGGACACCUGGGUGGACAGCUGUCAGCAGUGCCAGUGUCUGCAGGGGCAGGUGGACUGCUGGCCUCUGUCCUGCCCUCCCGUGGACUGUGAGUUCACGGCGGUGGCCGAGGGCGAGUGCUGCGCCCGCUGCGUCACGGUGCCCUGCCAGGCCGACUCGGUCCGCAACGACAUCACCAAGACCUGCACGGACGAGCACAGCAGCGUGCCGCGCUUCAGCGGCUCGUCCUGGGUCAAGCACGGCACCGAGUGCACCCUCUGUCAGUGCAAGAACGGACAUAUCUGUUGCUCAGUGGAUCCCAUGUGCCUCUAGUGGCGGAGCAGCGGUAGGACGGCCGAGCGUAAAACCAGAAGAAGGGAACAACAGCUUCGACGUGUCUCCUCAUGUGUUUUUAUUUUGUAUAUCGGCAGAUCAUUUCGAAACAUUUGUUUUAGCCUGCCUGCUUUAGCUUUGUCACAUUGUUUCACGCUUGCCAAAAUCCGAAAUCGACGCGAGAAUUUUUGACUUUUAAAUGCUUUUCAUGUGGACUUUUGAAACUGUUUUAUGUUCUCUUUUUACUUUUUCUCUAUCCGUUAGCACAUGUCUUUCCGUCACCUUAUGGCGAGACUCGCGUGCCACCUGGUACCGCUAAUAGGGUCAAACAAAACGCUCCUUGAUUUGUUUACAGAUUCUCCUUGAGCCUGGGUGUGCAACCUUGAAUCCUCUUUAUACCAAAUGUCAACACGUUCUCAUGCUGAACAGAUGACGGACUACAUUUCCCACGAGCCCACUCUUUGUUUGGCCUCACUGACCAGUGUCUACGUACCACCUCUCUCUCUCUCCCCUCCACUCUGCAUCAUCUGCAACGUGACGCUGUAAGAUAUUACUAUUACUGGCAUGACUGUGCUCUGUGUCUUGUCAUGAUUUUUGCUGAUUUUGAAACAUAAAAAAAUUCUCAAUAAUAACGAUAAUAAAUUAGACCGUUCAGAGUAAGUUUCCGUUGCCACCCGUACAACAAUAUUGUCUAUAUUCUAUGUGGUGCUCUGUAGCUUUCUGUUCCUUUUUUCUAAUUUAUUUCCAAAAGCUUGUAAUUGUGUAAUUGUGAAAAUAAAGUAUUUCCAUUUACAUUAAAA
This is a messenger RNA of Gadus macrocephalus (Pacific cod), 1263 nucleotides long. RefSeq names its product protein kinase C-binding protein NELL2-like. Gene Ontology annotation, molecular function: protein binding. The transcript has 3 exons. NCBI's taxonomy places the organism in Eukaryota, Metazoa, Chordata, Actinopteri, Gadiformes, Gadidae. Bases 89 to 463 code for a protein of 124 amino acids. The record is from RefSeq and is a predicted model, not a curated record.